Molecule: messenger RNA, 1197 nt
Organism: Amphimedon queenslandica
Lineage: Eukaryota; Metazoa; Porifera; Demospongiae; Haplosclerida; Niphatidae
Product: E3 ubiquitin-protein ligase TRIM71-like
Exons: 1
Coding region: 1-1197 (398 amino acids)
Biological process (GO): positive regulation of type I interferon-mediated signaling pathway; innate immune response
Cellular component (GO): nucleoplasm
Molecular function (GO): zinc ion binding; ubiquitin protein ligase activity
Source: RefSeq, a predicted model, not a curated record
AUGGCAGCAAUCGAUUCCAGUUCUCAGAAAUCCUCGGAAGUAAUGCUAGAAAACUCUCUUUUAUGUCCAAAGUGUAAUGGCUCAUAUACUGAUCCACGUCUCCUCUCUUGUCUUCAUUCUUUUUGUGCUCCGUGCCUCAAAUCACUGGUUGAUGAACAGGCCUCAAAACAAGCCAUUAUCUGUCCAACAUGUAGUGAAAUUACUACACUACCUAAAGGAGAUGGCAGUAUCAUCUCUCUCCCGUGCAAUUUCCGGUUGCUUAGCAAUAAAGAAGAGAUUUUGCUUAAAAUUAUGUCUUCCACAUCUCCGUCGUGCAAUUCCUGUGAUGAUGGGGUUGGAUCUGCCGUUGUUUAUUGCACUGACUGUAUGGAUUUUCUUUGUCAAAUUUGUUGGGAUGCUCAUCAAAGAGUUAAAGUUACUCGCUCUCAUUCAUCAUUCACCUUAGAAAAAGCACGAACUAUGCCAAGAAGGGAUCUGCUCAACCUCCUCCCAUCGAUAUCUCUCUCAUGUCAUGUUCACCCUCGUCGAGAGCUUGACUUCUACUGUAUCCAGUGUUCUAUACCUGUUUGUGUUAAAUGCACUAUAAUCAGUCACAGAGACCAUGCUGUUUCUGAAGCCAAACCACAAGCAGCAAAGACAAAAGAAGAGCUUACUAAAGUGAUGACUGCUGUUCAUGAAAGUAAGGAGAAACUGAAAGCAGUUCUGAAUACAGGAGAAAUAGCAAAAGAGAAGAUAAGAAAACAGAAGGAGGAAGUUGACUCGCUUAUAUACCAAAGUAUUGCUAGUCUUCAAAAGUUGCUGGAAGGUAGAGAACAAUCAUUAAUAGAAAAAAGCAAUGAAGUUUCAAUGGCUAUGCAAGCUCGUCUCUCUCACCAGCUUGAUACUUUCAAGUCUUUAAUGGAAGACAUGGCAGCAUGUCAAAAUCUAUCAUUGACUGCUGUCAGAGAUUAUGGUGACGUAGAAUUACUUUCUAUUGCUCGUACACUCCAGACCAGAGCCACUGAGCUACAGGAGAAGUUCUCUGGUACAUCACUCAAGCUGUGUGAGAGCCCACCUGUUAACGUUGAGAUGAAUGUAGGUAAAAUUGCAUCAGGUAUUGCGUCACUUGAUAAAGUUAAUUGGACUGAUCCCGUUUGUCCUGAGGAGACUACAGCUGAGAUACCAUCAUGUAUUCAUGUGGCCGGUAAAGAGUUAUGA